Molecule: messenger RNA, 7162 nt
Organism: Melanaphis sacchari
Lineage: Eukaryota; Metazoa; Arthropoda; Insecta; Hemiptera; Aphididae
Product: putative RNA exonuclease pqe-1
Exons: 12
Coding region: 780-6776 (1998 amino acids)
Biological process (GO): negative regulation of transcription by RNA polymerase II
Cellular component (GO): nucleus
Molecular function (GO): transcription corepressor activity; protein binding
Source: RefSeq, a predicted model, not a curated record
CGCAUCGUGCGGACCGACGUCGUCGUUCGCGUGCCACGUACCACACACACACACACACACACACACACUCACACAUGCGUGCGCGCGCACCACACACUGUCAUCCGCGAAAAUCCAACGCCCGCCGCCGCGAUAGUGAAUUAGUGAAACGCGUCACACGGGUCAGUGUUUUAAGUUCUGUUCGUCGCAUUUGUUUCGUUAAGAAAUUUUACGCGUGCGGAUCGUCCGAUAAAAUUUUCAAUUUUAAAAUAAUAAUUGUUGCGCUCGCGAAUUCGCCCGCCGUCGCCGCCGCCGUUAUCUCGUCCGCGCGCACCCCCGUGAGUUUGUGUGUAAGAUAAUCUCGGUUGCGCUCGUAGUUUUUCCUGUCGACCGCGACCCAGGUAUAAUAUUAAUCACGUUCUACUUACCUCUUUUCAAAAGUGUCGGUACCGUGCAAAAUCCGGCCGCGUUCCGUUGUCAUCAACAUUUUCGUGUGAACUUCGUCCCGGCUGAUGCCAGCCGACUCGACUUCAAUUCUACCGGAUCAAUGUUUGUAAAUAGACAACGGGUGGAUUUUUGAAGAAUUCUUCUACGAUAAAGUGGUUAUGCAAAGUGGUUUCAAAGAAUCUAGAAAAAUUUUAUCUGCAGUGUCGUACAUCGGUACACCAAAGUUGAUUCGAUAAGACGAAUAACAUAAGUGGAACAUCAAAAAUGGCCACGAACAUGGACGAACAUUUCAGAAUGCAUUCUCCAAUAGCCACGCAGUCUGUUUCCAUUGCGUUCAGCUGAAGUAGUAAUAUUAUGGACUCGGGAUUUAGCAACAUGCUGGAAAACACUAGGAAAUACUUCCAAGGAAUCCCUACGGAUGCGGCUUCCACCGCAGCAGCAGCAGCAGCGGCGGCGGCCGCCCAAUUGCACUUCCCGCCGCCUUUGCCUCCGUCGCACCAUCUGCACCACAACGGUGGUGGCGGUGGCCGGUCGUCGAUGAACUCAUCGUCGUCGUCAUCGUCAUCAUCGUCAGAACCAUCGUCGGCGGCGGCUACCGAUCGGUUCGCGGGCUAUCACCACCCACAUUUGCGGUACAAUUUUCAACCGUACUCGUCGCCGGGCCACUACCCGCGCACCGCCGUCGACCCCAAGCCUGCGGCAUUCCAACACCACCAUUUUCAGCCGCCGUCGACGCUUCAAUAUCACCAACAACAACAACAACAUCAGCAGCAGCUCCAUCAGCUGCCGCUCUCUGCGUCGUCGUCUUCGCCUCCGUCACCGUACAAGUCGCCGUAUACGUUGCAACCACUACCGCCGCCGCCACUGACUGUCAAACAACAGCAGCCGCCUCCGUCUCAAUUUAAGCCGAUGUCGAUCGCUCGAUCAUCGCCGCCUGCUGCGGCCACGGACAAACAGUAUUCGCCACCGAAACCACCGCAGUCGCCGUACGCGGUAGUGCCCAAACCGACGCCCGGCGCGCCGCAGCCCCAGUCGCCGUUUACCGCGCCCAAAGAACAGCAGCCGUCGGUGCCCGAGACACCGCCGCCUUCGCCGCAUUCUUCACACUACUACAACAGAACAUCGCACAGUGGCCUGCAACAACAGGCCAUCGACAGGGAUUACUUGCGGUUUAAGCCCAUUCAGACACCGCCGCCACCGCCCAAUAGGUUUCAACCGUUGGAGAAGCCAAAGUCCGAAGUGCCUGCGACCAGCGGGACUGGACUGCAAUCCUCACACCUGGCCAUCAGGUAUGAUCCGAAACUCGAGCAGCCCCGCAGCGGCGUCAGAGCGGUGCCCAUAGCUCAGGCUAAGCAACCGUCUUCGUCAUCAUCGUCAACAACGGCGGUACAGCACGACGUUAACCGGGUGAUCGUGCAGAAACCAGAACCAUUACGGUAUCAUCAGCAGCAACAGCAACAACAACAUCAGCUUAACAACAACCUUCCUCAUAGAUCAUCGUCGUCGUCUGACGACAAUCAUCAUCGCCAUCACAAACGACCGGCCUCGGUGCAGCCGUCGUACUUGGAUUCCAGACCGUUCCAAAUAAAAGCGUUCGAAGGCGGCGGUAACAACAACAGCAACGGCAGUAGUAGCAACGGCAGCAGCGGCAGUGGUCAGUCGUCGUCUACGUCGUCGUAUCACAGGCCAUUCGCCGUUGCACCACAACCACUGCCCCCGUCGUCGCAGUCCUCCCCCGCCAUUAUCGUAUCCAGCAUGGACCACCGCUGGACCGCGUUUGACGGCCGGGCGCCACCCGCGUUCCUGCAACAGUCAUCGUCGUCCUCAGCAGCGGCGGUCAUCAACGGUUACCAUCACCAUCACCACCGGCCGUCGCCGAUAUUGCCUUCAACUUCGUCGUCGCUUCCGACAACCGUGGUUACUCAGCACCAUCAACACCAUUCAUUGUCCAGACAACAGCAACAGUCGCAACAUUAUCCGCUCAACUUGCAAAAGCUCACACAGCCCGCUCGACCGGCCACUGCUGCCGGCCAAUUACAACAGCCGGUGAAAUUGGGCCAAGAAAACGGCACGAGCGCCGCGGCCAAACUGCGAUUCGAAACAACGAAACGCGAGUCUCCGCUGGACCUGUCGGUGAAAACCGUGUGUCGGUCUGCCGACUCAACCGACGACCGGUUAAAUCCGUUCGGGCACGACAUACCCAAAGUGAAUUUCAAACCGGACUUCAACAGGUCUCUACCGGCGACGGCUGCGGCGCCACCCCCGCCGACUUCAGUCGUUGUCGUCGGUGGCCAGCAGCACCAACAGCACAACAACGCGGCCACUGUCUAUAACCAUCACCAUCAUCAGUUCGCUGGUCAGAUGUCGCUCUCGCUUCCGCCACCGACGGCGCUACCACCGCCGCCAUCGACUCAGACCGUGGUCGUUGUGCAGUCGUCGCCUCAGCAACCGUUACCGUCUGCGGCGGCCGCCCCAACGACUCCGCUGCCACCGAUAGUGCGCCCACACCACCACCCCCACACCAACAAUACGGUGCCUUCGCUAUCGUCAGCAGACGAAGCUUGGCGGGCGGCCAUAGACAGGCAGAUCGAACAGAAAUUCAAUUCGUACACUUCGUCCAAGAAACAUCAUCCCCAUCCGCUACACCAGUAUCCUCAGAUCCUGCAGCACCAGCACCUGCACCAUCCUCCGAUUCCGUCGACUGCGAUGGAGCAACAUCAGCAGCAGCCGCCGGCUCAACCGCCACCGCCGCCACCACCGUCGCAGCAGCAACAGCCUCAGCAAGGUCCCGCACAGGCCGACAAAAGAGUGUUGGAGAUACUCAAGCAGAACAUAGAGGCGCGCGACCAGAAUAGCCGGCCGCAGAUUGCCGAGGCGCCGUCCACGCCGGCCAUGGUAUUUUCGACGCCCAUCCGAAAGGAACCGUCAACUACGCCCCUUAAGAAAACCGACUAUUACAUGGCCGAGCGCACGGCCGUCACGCCGUUCCCGAAAAAGGUUGACUACUAUAUGGACAGGGCAUAUUGCAACGCUCCGAGGAUCCGAACCAAAGCCGAGAGGAAACAGAUAUCUGCUGAAGGGUCGUCCAGUGGCACGAGAAUGAGCAGUCCAAUGGCUGCUGCCACAGCCAUAUCACCUCACCCAUUUUUGCCAUCAAAUAACAGCGUACCUCAAACAAAACAAGAACCGACACCGCUUACUCAAACUGAAGCAGUUAUAGAUCUCAAGCUAGAUAUCAAACGAGAACCGUCGCCCAUAAAAGAACCAGAUCUGAGUUUGUUAAAUAAAGAAGAAACUGUGAAAGAUGAAGAUGACGAGGACUUUUGGACGAAUACAUGCAAUUCAUUUGUGGUGCAGUUGGCUGAAACCCAGGAAAAGAAAAAAGUCAAAACGCCAGUCAAAAGGAAAUCGCCAAAAGAAUUACUACCACAACCGCCCAAAAGAAAGUACACAAAACGAAUAAAAAUCGAACCUAUUGCUGAAAUUGAUAAAGACAAUAAAUUAUCAGAUGUUCAAAAUGAGUCUAAAUCAAUUGAAGAAGUGAAGUUGGAAAAGUCAUCUGUCUUGGAAAAUAUUGUUAGCGAAGAAAAAACACAGAAAGACGCAGAACCUCCGGAUACGGACAAAGAAAAUAAAACAAAACUAAAAGACUCAGAAAAAAUUAUGGACGAUACUAAAGACAAAGAAGACAACGAGAAAAAAUCAGCUAAAGGAAAACCUAGAAGAAAACGACUCAUUAUUAAGCCAUUGAUUGCCAAAGUCAAGAAAAUAAAGAAAGAACAUAAGAAAGAGCUAAAAAUAAAAGAACUGAAAAAAGAAACGAAAAAAGAGGAAAAAAAAGAACUAAAAAAGGCAGAAAAGAAAGACAAAGACGCGGUUAAAAAAGAACAACUGCUAAAAUUGGAAAAGAAAGAGCAGGCAAUGACAACAAAAGAAGAGAAGAAAGGACUGAAAAAAGAAGAAAAACGCGAUCUCAAGAAGGAUCAACAACAAUUGGAUCACGGCAACAAGAAAGAUCUCAACAACAAAAAGGAGAGUAAAAAAUCUGAAGCCAACAGAAAAAAAGUUGUGGUAGAAAAAGAAAACCUGACAAAAAACAUAGAAAACACGUCGAGAAGAUCUGCCGCCGCAACAGCCAUCGAAGUAGCCGGCAAGUUUAAUCCUAGGCAGUCGUUGAGGCGAAAGAACUCUUUGAAAGACUAUACGUUCGCUUUUGACGAGUUAUUGGACGAUGCGUUUGCACAUUUCGAAACCGUCAAGAUACCGGUAAAGAGGAGAAGAAAGUGUGCAUCACCGUCGCCAACCCCUGCUCCAACAGUAGUUUCCGCUGCGGUUGGUCCUACACAGUUGGUCGCUGUCGUCAAGAAAACCAAAGAGAAGGACAAUGAAACGAUUCGGAUGCGGUUGCGGUCUCGAAACAGACCGUUGCUGGCUAAGCAGGAACCACAACAGGCUUCUUCCAAGAAAAAAGCCAACGUAAAAAACAAAAUCAUUCCAAAAAGGCGGCGUAAAAAGUCGCUUGGCGAGAAGUCUACUCAUACGGUCGUCGCAACUACGGAGGACUGGAAGGACGAGUUGUACAAGUUCAAGCGGUCGUUGCGCCUACCGUCCAAACUCAUAUCCGUAGUAUCACCGCCGACUGCCGGAGCCGUAGCCGCUGACCAGGUGUCGUUAACCUCCAUCAUGAACAUUCCGCCGCCGCCAAAGCCGGUCAAGGAAUCUAAAGCGGCUAAAUUGGCGGCGUGCCAAUCGUUACAGGCAGGAGGGCCCGGUGGAGUAUCAGGCAAGAACAAGCCGAAACGGUUGGGUGGCCAUAUGUUUGGUCGCCGGGACGUUAUGUUUAAGGGACGACGUAUGAUGAAGCGUGAAAAGAUUGUGUCCGCGGAAAAGUUAAUGCAGCGGAACUUGCGGAAGAGACGGCAACGCGAAGACGAGGUGAUGAAAAAAGAGUGUGCCGGCGAAGAGGCCAUCGCGUCACAUUUUGACGACGAAGACGAGGAGGAAGCGCAUGCCGAAGAAGAGGAUGAAGAAGACGAUGAUAGUGGUGCUGCUGGUACUCGAGGUAGUGGUGUAAAACCACCGGCGCGUAUGUUAUUCAAACGAAAGUUAAUGCGCAAAAAGUUUCGAUCGGGGUUCGACUACAUCAAGAAAAAGAAAAAGAAGGAACCGUUGUCGGACAAAAAACCCGCUACUGUAGCGACCACCACUGUCGCCUCCACCUCCAUUCCGCCAAGUGCGCCGCGUUAUGUGUCGGAAAUCCACGCCGAAAUCAAAGGAUGGAUAGUCAACAAAGGACAUGGCGAGACAGUACUCCACCGGGCCGCCAGACUAGGCGUCGAUGAUGUCGUGGGUUAUUGUAUUGAAAAACUCGAAUACGCUCCAUCGGUGGCUGACAACGCGGGCUACACGCCGUUGCACGAAGCGUGUUCACAGGGCCAUUAUCACAUCGCCAAGUUGUUGCUUCUGUUCGGGGCAGAUGUCAGCGCCAGCGCUCAAGGAGGCAUACGGCCCCUACAUGAAGCUGUAGAAAAUGGAGAUGUACACCUGGUGCGUCUUUUACUCAGUUAUGGGGCCGACCCGCAUUUGGCCACGUACUCGGGACAAUCGCCACUGUCUUUGGCCACAGAUAAACAGACCAGAAUGCUACUAGAACAUCAUGUCAACGACGUCCAAGGUUAUGGCAGUGCGUCCGUGUGGAAUUUUGAUGACUCUACACUGACCCACGAACCCGAGGACGUAGACCGGCUUCUGUGGUGUCUUCCGCCGGCCCCAUCACCGGUGCCGGGCGACGAAGAUCCGUCGUUCGAAUUCGAGUUCGCUGAUCAAUCGUUGCCGGACGUUUACAAACUGUCAUCCGACGAGAGUGCUGACAAUCGCACGGACGACGACGAUUGGGUGUUGUUCGCGGACGUUUCGACGGCGCUGUCAGUGAAGACGGUCGACGCGCUUGUUAAACUUUUGGACGACGAAAAUGCCGUAACGGCAGUUCCGGCGGACCGGUUCAAGGAACGCGCGGUGCUCCGGAAGUCGUUGGGUCGACAACCGGUCGCGGUGCCAUCCGCCACCGCAGCCAACAGAUCUGGCGCCGCCGAACGUCCGGCCAAAGACGACAACAGCGGCUCUGUGGCCGCGAAGGAAGCCUCUUUCUCCUCCACGCCGUCCACAUCAGCCUCCGCCAUCGUAUCCACUUCCUCCACGACUACAUCAAUCUCCACCACUGCUACUACGGCAAGUACUACCUCCGCCGUAUCCUCCUCCACACUGACAUCAGGUGGUGAACAAAUACUCUUUGUCCGUUACGACCGUAAACUCAAACAACUGUUAGGCGUGGAUGUGUACACAGUAAGUUGACGUUGUCGUCAGCAUUACCAUCAUCAGUAGACGGCUGUGCGCACACAGGACGAGUUACCGUGUUGUUGUUUUUAUUAUUAUUAUUUUUUUUUAAUUUUUUUUUUUACUACUAAAUUUAGGAAUUGCCAUUUGACAUAUUUUUCGACUUUAUGUUUAAGCAACAUUUCUUUUUGUACUUAAAUAAGUUACCCAAAUGUUUUUUUUUUAUUAUUUCUUAUGACGCAUUUUGAACAAGUUAAAAAAAAGUUGACAAUUUAUGUUUUGGUUGGUUAGUUUUUAAAAUUGAACACAUCAACCAAACCAGCAGACGUGUUUAGUAUUAUUUAAAAAAAAUAUAUAUAUAAUUUUGUUAUUUUAAAUGAUUUUGGUAUACCUCUUUGUUAAUG